GUGAAUGCGCUGGUUCUGUCUUCCUGUGUUACCGCCCUUGCGGUGAGUGAGAGAGUAAGCACUGAAAAGAUCGCAUUCAUUGGGAAGACUGGGAUUAUUUGGAGACGUUUUAGUUAGGUCCUUUCACUUACAGGUAGCCUCACCCUGGUCCGGAGCUGUGAGCCUGAGGAACGGUGUGGCUGUGCUCUGGUGUUGUGUGCUGUCUAGCUAGCUGUAGCCGCUACCAUGGCUUUGUCAUACAAGAAAGACCUGGACAAGUACAAGGAGAUCGAUGAAGAUGAGAUCCUCAACAAACUGUCGGCAGAGGAACUCAAACAGUUGGAGACGGCCUUAGAGGAGAUGGACCCUGAGAAUGCUCUUCUUCCAGCGGGUUUGCGUCAGAAAGACCAGACGACUAAGACAGCAACGGGACCCUUUGACAGGGAUCGCCUACUCAACUACCUGGAGAAAGAGGCCCUGGAGUACAAGGACAGAGAGGACAUUGUACCCUUCACUGGGGAGAAAAAAGGUAAAGUAUUUGUUCCCAAGGAGAAACCCAUAGAAACACGCCAGGAGGAAGUCACAACCCUCGACCCAGAAUUAGAGGAAGCCCUGUCCAGCGCCACAGAUACAGAACUGUGUGACCUUGCAGCGAUCCUGGGCGUCCACACAUUGGUGACCAGUACUCAGACAUAUGAUGGGACGGCAACUAAAGAGGGUUACAACAAUGUGAUCAAGGGAGAGAAGAUGAACCCAGUGUUUGAUGAGCCUCCCAAUCCCACCAAUGUAGAAGAAACCCUGCAGAGGAUAAAAAGCAAUGACAGCUCCGUAACAGAGGUCAACCUCAACAACAUUAAGAAUAUUCCAAUUCCCACACUGAAGGACUUCGCCAAAGCCAUGGAAAGGAACACACAUGUCAAGAAGUUCAGCCUGGCAGCCACACGGAGUAACGAUCCCAUUGCUGUGGCAUUCAGUGAAAUGCUGAGGGAGAACAAGACGUUGCGUAGCUUGAACCUGGAGUCCAACUUCAUCACUGGGGCUGGAGUGCAGGCCCUGGUUGACGCGUUGAGAGACAACGACACACUCACAGAGAUCAAGAUAGACAACCAGAGGCAGCAGCUGGGUACUACUGUAGAGAUGGAGAUAGCUAAAAUGUUGGAAGAGAACAACAGCAUAGUGAAGUUUGGCUACCACUUCACUCAGCAAGGACCGCGCUCCAGAGCUGCUGCAGCCAUCACUAAGAACAACGACCUGGUCCGCAGGAGGCGAGUGGAAGGGGACCUGUAGGGGCGGAGCUCAUCCAGUCUCCCUGCCAAUCCCGUUGUCUCAUCUCACCAUGUGGAAUAAUUUCAGCCAAUCCCCUGGUCUCAUCUCACUGUGUGGAAUCUUAGUCUUGUGCCAAACUGUGGAGCAAGGCGCCCUCAACCAGAGCAUACAUCUGAGAAGAAGGGAAAUAACUGGAAUUGCCCUCUCCCAUGUACAUGUUCAUACUUUUUAUUAUGUUGUUAUUGAAGCUGUAAAUCUAUUAAGUUUUUUAGUCAUUCCAUUUCAGUUGCUUCUUUUUUUCUGAGCCUAAGUAUGAUCUUUCUUUUCUUUCUCUCUUUUAUACUGUGCGAUGACCAUGUGAAAUAAGACAUGAACGUAACCAAGUAACAACAUCAGCUUUUAACCAUGAACAUAACAUUCAGGAAUCCCUUUAUCCCAUUCCUGUAUUAAGAUUCCAGAGGAAAUCCCUAUAACUAACCACCAGAGUUUCAAGUGUCAUUAGAAAGAUAGAGAUAGCUCAGAGAUCGAUGCUUGCGUCUGUCCAGACCGGUCUGAUGGGAGUCCAGCUUCCUGGUGACCCACAGAGAAUGGCAAUGACUUAGCCGUGGCUGCUAGCCAGCAACCCUUGUGUGACUGUUCAGCUGUCGAUAACACAAGAUGCUGUGUGUUACCAUGUAACCAGCAGCGUGGGGCGGUGACGAUCCGUAGCUCUGCUGUAACCGAGCAGAUGAAUAUUCUUCAUUUCGUCUGAGAAAGAUAGUGUUACGUUAGCUCAUAGUUAGGGUGGUUUGCAGGGCUUGUUGUUUGGAGUUGCCUUGUAAAGCUAGCUGCUAUGCUAUGCUAGUGUGUGUGUGUGUGUGUGUAACAAUUGGCACGUGCAUGGCAUUGCUUAGCUGGUGCUUGCCUCAUGCUGUGGUCAGUUUGACAGAGGACAGUUUGUUGUGAAAAUCUGCUACAUGUAGGCACAGUUACGUUGAUACAUUUUGCUCAGCCCCCAUAGAUAUAUAUAUGAAGUGCAUCAAAAUUUUAUACUGUAUGUCUUUGCUGUUUUAGUCCAGCUGAAAUCUUUGUUUUGAUACUGUUCAUAUGCUGAUGUUAGUCAUUACUGUUCAUUUAUGUCCCUUAAUGGGAACCUGUAACUAGAGUUUAUUUUGGACCAAGUAAAACCGGUGUGUACCUUAAGCGGUACAAGAUAGUAAACGGUUGUAGACUGAAGCAGCGAGGAACUUAGUCUGCUCACAUACAUAUGGUUGUGUUGAAAAUGUUUGCUCAACCAACUGGGCUUCUCUGAUGCUUAACCAUGCCAAAGACCAACACAUGCAGCGCUUAAUUUAUCCAUAUUGGACUCCUGAUAGAUUAGGUGUUUGCUUUAUCAGCUAGUCAUUUGGCUUAACGGCACUGAUCUGGGUAUGUCUAGUAAAUCAUGAUUCUUUUGAUUGUUUUGCUUGCACCAUGCCAUUACUUUUUUGUGGACCAUCAUUGUUUAGAGCAAAAUGUCAAAGGGAGUUCACUGAGAUGUGUCAAAGUUGGUGGAACUCCUAUGUGAAUUUCCCUUACUUGCCUCUCAGGUUGCAGCUAGUUGUAGUUUUUUCUUUUUCUUUUUUUUCUCCUUUUAAUGAUCUAUAGCCCCCAGAUUGAAAGAUUCUACCACCGGCCCUUUUGAGCGUUUCCAUUCACUCACGCAAACACACAUAAAUUCACAUAACGUAUAGGACUCAGCAGGUUUUCAGCAGCGGCGUGUCAUUUAUUUCAUAAUAGAUGAUUGAAUGCUGUGAGUACUGAACCUCCUUCGGUACACACCAACCUGCCUGAGAUGGGCACAGCAAGACUAAUUCAGGAGUUACUUGAAACUUGUAUAUACUGUCAAUGUCUUUUAAUAGGAACAAUAUGUUGGCAUGAAAUCAUCACUUGUGAUCAUCAUGUUUCUGCUGACCAAAAAAUGUUCUUUCAUCUUAACAACCUCACAUUCCUUGGACAAAAGUUGUAUGGUUGAGUUCAGUACUUUGGGUUUUAUUGUCUAUUCAUUCUCCACCAUCAUGUUUUCUCUCAUUUCCCCUCGUGGGCUUUUGCUUUUACAUGACUGUGCUCGCCGGUGGAUUGUCUACUAAAGUGGACUGCUUCUUUGCUUGAGCCUGUUGAUAUUCUGUGAUCCAUACUAUGUAUAAUUAUAAAAUACCAUCUCAGAUUUAAAAUACACAUACACGCACACAACUUUAUAUGUGUGUCACUUAAAUGCAAGUAACUCACUGAAAUCCUUUUUGUACCUUUAAAAAAACAAAACAAACAAAAAAAACCUAUCCAGGUCUAGGCUCAAGGAAGAGGGAAUAUGUACUAUUGUAAAACCACAAGACUGGGAAAAGGCACUGUUGAAUAUAUGACAUCCUCAACAAUAAAUGUUUUUAAAUACUGA
This is a messenger RNA of Myripristis murdjan (pinecone soldierfish), 3655 nucleotides long. RefSeq names its product tropomodulin 2 (gene tmod2). The transcript has 10 exons. Bases 226 to 1266 code for a protein of 346 amino acids. The record is from RefSeq and is a predicted model, not a curated record. Gene Ontology annotation, biological process: pointed-end actin filament capping; muscle contraction; myofibril assembly. Gene Ontology annotation, cellular component: striated muscle thin filament; cytoskeleton; myofibril. Gene Ontology annotation, molecular function: tropomyosin binding. Lineage: Eukaryota; Metazoa; Chordata; Actinopteri; Holocentriformes; Holocentridae.